GUUUAAACGGAGACAAGCAAGGAGUCUAGGAGUCAACACUUAUUUCGCCCCAUCACUAAAGAUCGAGACAGCAAUGCAGAUGAUGCGUAUGGUAUGUUGCCUUGUGGUUACCAUGUUACUGGUGUCAACAGUUAAAGGAGGGCUGGAUAGUAGUAUUGAUGAAGAAAUUUCAAAAGAAAAAAGGGAUGAUGGAAAUGAUGUUCUUAUCGACGAUAUUCACGAAGAUGAAGUUUCCAGAACCAAGAGAAACGGCUCGUAUUACUUUUAUUAUUUAAGGAAUGCAACGGAUGAGCUACAGACUGACACACAAAUGUAACCUCAAAUUAACGUUGCAUAUAUUUCACUCUGAGUUGUACAAUUUGGUAAUAUGCAAUGCAUAGGACAAUAUACAGACGUGUACAUUUUGGUAACACAAUCUGUUCAAGUACAAUACCAUUCAGUUAGUUAUGGAGCUGUCCAUCACGAAUCGACGCAUCAUCACUUCAACAACACCGAAAUAUAUAAGUUUAUAUGUAUGGCAUUUGGAA
Molecule: messenger RNA, 527 nt
Organism: Owenia fusiformis
Lineage: Eukaryota; Metazoa; Annelida; Polychaeta; Sabellida; Oweniidae
Source: the annotation of a GenBank genome assembly